CUGUCAAGGGGUGUCUUUGUGUGCGUGUUCUGUGUGUGAAGUUUUGUGGGAAUCUCAGAACAGCUCAGAAAAUCAUCUCUCGCCGGCAAAAGAGAAUCUAGAAAUCCUCCAAAAUGCUCACAGAAGUCGAUGUGUUCAUCAGCAACUACACCCUCGUGGAUCCAGAGAUCUACCAGCUCUGGAUUGAGGGAUACACUUCCACUGAAGCUGUAAAUUUCCUGAAGCUAAAAGAAAGCGCCAGUUUCAUGGGCAUUCCCGUGGAAUUGGUCUGCUCAGACGUCCUGGAUCACUAUCGCACAUAUUCUUUGCUGGAGCGUUUCCUUCACAUGCCAGCCAAGCUAUCCGAACAGCCAUCAUUUCAGCUUGAGCCCCAAAGUCGGUCGCUUCUCAUUGAAAAAUACUAUUCACUGGAUGAUGCCGUUGCCCGUGAGAUUUUGGGGAAGAAAUUGUCAUCCAGAUACCGAAAAGAUCUCGAUGAAGUGGCCGAGAAGACGGGAGCGAAGCUCAAGUCUUGCCGCCGCCAGUUUGACAACGUGAAGAGGAUCUUCAAGACUGUGGAGGAAAUGCCAGGGAACAUGACCAACAACAUCAAGCAGCAGUUCAUGCUUCCCGACGACCUGGCCAGGAAGUACGCGGCCGUGGUGUUCAUUGCCUGCCUCAGAUUCGAAACCUCGAAGCGUCGACUUCAGUAUCUGGAUUUCCUGGAUUUCUUUGAGUGCUCUCAAGCUGUCAUGACCUUCUGGACGUACACGUACCAGCACUCGGGUCCUGAGUAUUACGACACGGAGAUGGAUAAGGAGUUCCUGCUGGACCUGCGAGAGUUGCGCUGCCUCGUGGAGAAAGAGAAGGAGAUCAAGCAUCUCGUGUGCAUAAGACUGCGACCCACGCUGCUAGAGCGAAACUACCAGGAGUUGGAUGUCAACUUCCGAUCUUACUGGCGGGCUCUCAUUACAAUCGCCUGCAAUCUGCAUCGCACGCGUGAGCUGAGAGGCCUGUUUCUGGAGCUAUCGGAGAAGCUCAUUGAUCCGUGGCGACAGAACAACUGGACCGUUGACCAGGUGAAACUCUUCCUGCCCGCCAUCACGCAGAGUGUGUUGGACUUGGAGGUCUCAAGGGACCAAGACAUUCGCUGCCUCUGGGAUCGCUACAUGCAAGUGAUCAGCACGUGCUUAAUACGAAUGUAUCAUACCUGACAGCGAAUGUAGAGAAUGGCAUUGGCGAUGACUUACUAAUUGCGAAGACUCUGUGUUUUCAUUGCCUCAAUUUUCGCACCACCUUCGCUGCCUUAGCAAUCGCAUGCGAUGUUGUGAUAGUUGG
Molecule: messenger RNA, 1317 nt
Organism: Phlebotomus argentipes
Lineage: Eukaryota; Metazoa; Arthropoda; Insecta; Diptera; Psychodidae
Gene: Fibp
Product: acidic fibroblast growth factor intracellular-binding protein
Exons: 5
Coding region: 114-1193 (359 amino acids)
Cellular component (GO): nucleus
Source: RefSeq, a predicted model, not a curated record